AUGAAAGAUCUUGUUACAUUACUUACUGAUGAUUUAUUAGGUACCGGUCUUGCUUGUGUAAAGAGAUUUGUACAUCAGUUACAUGUACAUGUUAUCAUAUGUGAUUUACCUUCAGCAUGUUCAUCAUAUAUUCCUUGUUUAUCAUUAAUUCUACCAACUCAUCUUACUCAAAAAGAUUUCGGUUGCAUAGAUGUAUUUGUUAACUGUGCUAGUAUUACCCUUUCUCAACAAAUUUUUGAACAUUCAUUUGAAAAUUUUAAUCGUAUAAUUGAUGUUAAUACUAAUGGAACAUAUAAUAUGAUUCAGCAUAUGAUUCCAUUAAUGGUAAAUAAUGAAAUAAUUAUAAAUAUGUCAUAUGUAGCUGCAUUUGAAGGACGACGCGGACAAACAGUUUACGCAACAUCAAAAGAAGCUAUUGUGAAAAUGGCUCGACCAUUAGCAGAAGAAUUAGCAUCAAUGAAUAUUUGUGUAUGUGAUAUUGUUCCUGAUGUUUUUGAUACAUCGCUAUUACGUGAAUUACAUGUAAAAGUUUCUAAUAUACCAGGAGAUUUUUCACUCUUUUCUGCUCGACUUGGCGAUUCAGAUGAAUUCGCACAAGUUGCUCAAACAAUUGUAGAAAAUCCUUUGUUGAAUGAUAUAAAUAUUCGAGUUGAUGCUCUUCUUCGUAUGCCAUCUAAGUAA
This is a messenger RNA of Rotaria sordida, 681 nucleotides long. The record is from the annotation of a GenBank genome assembly. Lineage: Eukaryota; Metazoa; Rotifera; Eurotatoria; Philodinida; Philodinidae.